Molecule: messenger RNA, 489 nt
Organism: Gigantopelta aegis
Lineage: Eukaryota; Metazoa; Mollusca; Gastropoda; Neomphalida; Peltospiridae
Exons: 1
Coding region: 1-489 (162 amino acids)
Source: RefSeq, a predicted model, not a curated record
AUGAUUUCUCUGAAUCUGGAACAUAAGUAUCCAAGUGAUGAACAAGCAGACGAUCACCAAAGUGUUCAUAUACAAUACGACAGUCCACAGGAGGCAAUGAUUUCUCUGAAUCUGGAACAUAAGCAUCCAAGUGAUGAACAAGCAGACGAUCACCAAAGUGUUCAUAUACAACAAGACAGUCCACAGGAGGCAAUGAUUUCUCUGAAUCUGGAACAUAAGCAUCCAAGUGAUGAACAAGCAGACGAUCACCAAAGUGUUCAUAUACAACAAGACAGUCCACAGGAGGCAAUGAUUUCUGUGAACUUGGAACAUAAGCAUCCAAGUGAUGAACAAGCAGACGAUCACCAAAGUGUUCAUAUACAACAAGACAGUCCACAGGAGGCAAUGAUUUCUGUGAACUUGGAACAUAAGCAUCCAAGUGAUGAACAAGCAGUCGAUCACCAAAGUGUUCAUAUACAACAAGACAGUCCACAGGAGGCAUUUCUGUGA